Molecule: messenger RNA, 1444 nt
Organism: Telopea speciosissima
Lineage: Eukaryota; Viridiplantae; Streptophyta; Magnoliopsida; Proteales; Proteaceae
Product: cyclin-H1-1
Exons: 14
Coding region: 91-1101 (336 amino acids)
Biological process (GO): regulation of cyclin-dependent protein serine/threonine kinase activity; regulation of transcription by RNA polymerase II
Cellular component (GO): transcription factor TFIIK complex; nucleus
Molecular function (GO): cyclin-dependent protein serine/threonine kinase regulator activity
Source: RefSeq, a predicted model, not a curated record
CUUUUGGCAGUAAAAAGUGACUCCUGCAAUAGCAAUUAACAGCUCUGCAUUCUGCUCUGUUUAGGCCCUUAUACAGAGUUUAAAGUAGCCAUGGCUGAUUUCCAGACCUCUACGCAUCGAGUCAAGUGGAUUUUCUCUCCAACCGAUCUUUUGGAAAAAUGCAAAGCUACGAAUCAAAGAGCUAGAAAAACUCUGGAGCAGUAUGGAGCAACACGUAUGGAAGUAGAUGUUGAUGGGUCAUUGUCUUAUCCACAAGCUCAACUUGAUGCAAAAGAUAAUGCUGAGAAGCACUCCCUUCCGAAGGCACUUAAUAUUGAGGAAGAGCAACUUAUGCGGGUGUUCUAUGAACAUAAGAUUCAAGAAGUAUGUGGCGCCUUUGGAUUUCCACAUAAAAUUCAGGCAACAGCCAUCAUAUACUUUAAAAGGUUUUAUUUGCAAUGGUCUGUCAUGGAGCAUCACCCAAAGCACAUAAUGUUAACUUGCAUUUAUGCAUCAUGUAAAAUAGAAGAAAACCAUGUAUCUGCAGAGGAGCUUGGUAAGGGGAUUCAACAGGAUCAUCAAAUGAUUCUCAAUAAUGAGAUGAUAGUUCUUCAGAGCCUGGGAUUUGAUCUUAUUGUUUACGCACCAUAUCGGACACUUGAAGGUUUUGUUGAUGAUAUGGAGGAGUUUUGCCAGGCGAAGGACGACCAGCUGCAAAAGUUGAAGGAUUUGCAAGAAACAGCAAAAUUGGAAGUAGAUAAAACGAUGCUCACUGAUGCGCCACUUCUCUUCCCUCCUGGCCAGUUGGGAUUGGCGGCUUUGCGUAGAUCGAAUGAGCUACACAGUGUUCUCACUUUUGAGAGAUAUUUGGAGAGCAUCUUAUCUCGUCAACAUUCUGUGCACUCCAUGUCUGAACUCGGUGAAUCGCUGGAUGCCAUAGAUUCUUUGGUGAGUAAACUCAAAAUCCCCACAGCCAAGGAUAUGCGGCACAUUGAUCGGAAACUCAAGUCAUGUUGGGAUCCUAGCUCACAGGAUGACAAGAAACGGGAGAAGAAAUCAAAGCACAAGUCCAAGAAAGCUUCAGCUGAAACACCAGGCGUGCCUUCUGUUGCUGCACCGUAAAGGUACCAUACCUCUGUUCCAUAUCUUGGUCUGAAGAAGCAGCUUCAUGCAGAAAUUCACAUACUUUUCAACAUUCUGAGGACAAUGUUUCAGUGAGGAUGGAGUGCAUCAAAGCUGUGUUGAGUCUAAAGGAUUCCUUAACAUAGCAUAAUGUCCUCUGUGUAACAGUUAAUUGAGGUUCAAUUUUGGUUCUGCAUCUGCCGUAACCCAGAGUGAAGCAUUCAUAUUCAUAAUUUUGCGCAUUACUGUGUAUAGUCUUCAUUUCUACUAAUGUCCCAUUUUGGUGGAAGUUGUUACUUAAAUCUACCUCCAUACUGUAGUAAUUUCAACAUCUCGAGUUUUA